Scophthalmus maximus (turbot) is the source of this 2658-nucleotide messenger RNA. RefSeq names its product glutaminase 2b (liver, mitochondrial) (gene gls2b). The record is from RefSeq and is a predicted model, not a curated record. Gene Ontology annotation, molecular function: glutaminase activity; protein binding. The transcript has 18 exons. Gene Ontology annotation, biological process: L-glutamine catabolic process. Bases 239 to 2050 code for a protein of 603 amino acids. NCBI's taxonomy places the organism in Eukaryota, Metazoa, Chordata, Actinopteri, Pleuronectiformes, Scophthalmidae.
CGCACGUGAAGGCGGCGAAACUUCAGCCCGGUCGAAAGUCUCUGACGUCGCGGGAGCAGUUGACAAAAAGCUGGAAUCAAAUCAACUGACCCACUUCUUUUUUCACGUUCAGUCAAACUGUCUGUCGGUCGCGUGAGUGUGUGAGACAGUGUGUGUGUGUGUGUGUGAGAGAGAGAGAGAGAGAGAGAGAGAGAGAGAGAGAGUGUGUGUGUGUGUGUGUGUGUGUGUCGUCGCAGCCAUGCACUGCGUGAGAGCGCUGCGUCUGCCCUACUCCGCACAACUGAUCACGACGAACGCAGAUGCGGCGAGGAAGACUCUCAUCGUGGCGCCGGCGCGUCGCCUGAGCUCCGAGGCGACGGCCGCGUCGCGGCGACGAGCGCCCACUCACCUGUGCAGCAGGGGGAGCAGUUCUCUGCACUCCAGCAGGGAUGUACAGUCAAAGCCUCCCAGCUCCGGGGUGAAAGACAUGUUGUUCUACACCAUCACAGAGGGAAAAGAGCAAGUUCCCAUCUCGCACUUCACCUCAGCCCUGAAGAGAACCGGCCUUUAUCCGUCUGACCCUCGUCUGAAGGGCUGCAUGGAGAACAUUCGACAGGCCGUGAAGGAAUCUGCGGGUGAGGCCAUGAUGGACAGGGACCUUUUCCACAGGUGUGUUGGUGGAAACAUCGUCCUGUUGAUCCAGGCCUUCAGGAACAAAUUCAUCAUCCCUGAGUUUGAUGUUUUUGCACACAAAAUAAAUGAAAUCUACAACAGAGUGCAACAUCAAACUGACGGGAAGGUCGCAGACUACAUUCCCCAGCUGGCCAAGUUUAGCCCAGAACUGUGGGGCGUGUCUCUGUGCACAGUGGACGGUCAGAGACACUCAGUCGGUGACACCAAGCUGCCGUUCUGCCUGCAGUCCUGCGUGAAGCCCCUGCAGUACGCCAUCGCCGUCCACGAGGCGGGAACAGAGAGCGUUCACCAUUACGUCGGCAAGGAGCCCAGCGGAUUCAAGUUCAACAUGCUCUCGCUCGAUGAUGAAGAUAAGCCCCACAACCCAAUGGUGAACGCCGGAGCCAUAGUGAUCAGCUCUCUUAUCAAGCCUCUUGCAAAUAAGGCAGAGAAGUUUGACUAUGUUAUGGAGUUCGUGAAAAAGAUGGCUGGCCAAGAAUAUGUCGGAUUCAGCAAUGCCACGUUCCAGUCAGAAAAAGAAACGGGCGACAGAAAUUUUGCCAUUGGAUACUACAUGAAGGAGAAGAAGUGUUUUCCACCGGGAGCAGAUAUGAUUGAUGCCCUAGACUUCUACUUCCAGCUCUGCUCCAUCGAGGUCACCUGUGAAUCGGGGAGCAUCAUGGCCGCCACGCUGGCCAACGGCGGAAUCUGUCCGAUCACGGGCAAGCGACUCCUGAGCGCCGAGGCUGUGCGAAACACUCUGAGUCUCAUGCACUCGUGCGGCAUGUACGACUUUUCUGGUCAGAUGGCGUUUCACGUGGGCUUGCCUGCCAAAUCCGGUGUGUCUGGUGCGAUACUGCUGGUGAUUCCCAACGUCAUGGGAGUGAUGUGUUGGUCUCCUCCACUGGACAGAGUUGGAAACAGUGUCCGGGGCAUCAGCUUCUGUCAGGAGCUUGUGUCGCUCUUCAAUUUCCACAAUUACGACAACUUGAGGCACUUUGUCAAGAAGCAGGACCCUCGCAGGCAGGACAGGGACGACAGGAACAAAUCUGUUUUUAACUUGAUGUUCGCCGCGUGCAGCGGAGACGUGUCAGCGCUGAGAAGGUUUGCUCUCUCCUCCAUGGACAUGGAUCUGAAAGACUACGACUCUCGCACAGCCCUGCACAUCGCUGCAGCGGAGGGUCACGUAGAUGCUGUGAUGUUUCUUACAGAGACUUGCAAAGUCAACCCAUUUGUGAAGGACAGGUGGGGGAACCUGCCGGUCGACGAUGCCGUGCAGUUCGGCCACGACGAGGUGGUGAAGGUGCUGAACGACUACCAGCAGGUCUGCAGCCAGCGGGAGAUGCAGGACGCCACGGCUGAUUCCCAGAAGCUGGACACCAUCGAGGGCUUUGUGUGAUGCUGCAAAGUGUCGCACAGAAUUCUAACGAAUGCCGGGUUCUUUGUAUAUAUUCAAUUCUUCAGCUGUAAAUAAGUGCACUGGAUUGUUGAUACAGAAAAACGUUGUUAAAGAGAGCACUAUAAUAUUUAUACUCAUCUUAACUAUGCAUAAACUUUGAGAAAUUACCAAAGCAAAUUUAUUAUGUAGAGUAUUUUUGACAUUGAAAACAUCCAUUAAACAAUAUUUUUGUUAAAUUAUAUCUUAUCUCCACAGUUUUUUUUUCUCUAGAUUUUUCCGAGGUUCAUCAAAAGCAUCACGCAGUCGGUAAAUUAAAAUAUCAAGCAGCAUCCACCAAAUGCCCGCGACCCGACCCCGGAUAAGCGGUUGAAGAUGAGAUGAGAUGAGAUCCACCAAAUGUUUUUAAAUGCUAUUAUUGGAGGAGUUUGUUUUUCAUAACCAGUGUGGUUUUACUGGCCCUUUUGAUUCAGCCGAUAUCAGCAAACACAGUUGUUGUAGCCAGAAUACACGCGCAUGUCUGGGUUUUGUUUUUGUUAUGUUUUGUUUUUCAUCCACAAGAUGGCACUGUAACCUCAUAAAAUAAAUGUAUGCAAUCUUUACCCACAGCA